AGAUGAACAAAUAAUGUUUGCGUUCUCCUAAUUCUCGGAUUAACGAAGUAUUAGAAAUUGAGGAUCGCGAGUCCAAGUGCAUCAAGUAUUUCCUUCCAUCCAAAAAAAGUGACCAUGGAAGCCACAUGUAGCUCCAGCGUCAUGCAAGACAUCACAAGCUCCAACACACAUUGCGGAAUGAAACAUAAGCUACAAUCUGAGAGCGAUGACAUACAAGGACGAUUGUUGAGAAGUAAAUUCGGAGGUCAAAUUAGUCCUAGUGCAGCGCUAGAAGCGUGGAGAGAGAGGGAGAGAGAUAGACCUAGCAAGAAGUUGAGGACUUCCCAGACCGUUCCUAGUUCCCCAAUAUGGCAAAUGUCUCCGGGCUAUGAGAUCAAUUGCGACUGGGCGCCACCUUGUGGGUCCACAGUAUUAGUAGGGACCAGUAGCAGUACAAGCGGCGGGGGAACCAACCGGACUCUGAGUCAACUGGUAGCUAAUAAGUUGAAGAAGGAGAGAGAGAAUUUACUAGAAGACUGGAUACUGGAGCUGAAGAGAAGACAACAAACUCCUCAGCCGAUAGAAGAGAAACAAGAAACAUUAACUGAGAAGCACGAAGGAGUGGGAGGAGAUAAGAGCGGAGGAGAUGGAAUACAAGUCAAACCCACUAACGAUGAUUUGGCCGCGAUGAGGGUACGGGUGCGAGAGGAGGUGUGUGCCGAGUACGACAGACACCUAGUCCAGGUAGAGUCCAGACUGAAAAACGAGUUGGAGUCCCUGGAGGCGCGGGAAGAGUCCCUGACUAGUGAGCUGCGGACCCGGGAUUCCCAGUUGACAGAGGAGAAGGCUAAAGUGAAGCAGUGCCUGGAGAUGUUGGAGAGUGAACUGCAGUGCUCAAUCUGUUCUGAGCUGUUCAUCAAUGCUGUGACUCUGGGGUGUGCACACUCGUUCUGUGAGUUCUGCAUCGACAGCUGGAAGCGGAAGCCAUACAGCCAUAGUCAGUGUCCCAUCUGCAGAGCCACAGUGACAAGGGAGGUUAGGAGUCUGGUGUUGGACCAGUACAUAGAGAGAGUGGUCGCCACUCUGGACCCCGAUCUGGCUCAGGUCAGGGCCGAACUUGUCCAGCAGAGAAAAGAGCUUGAAGAAAUGCAGGCAUUGAAGGAUAAAUCUGAACGUGAAUCCAAUGUAGCUAGCAGCGGCUCAAAUCUGCUGAAUGUUAGUCACGUGAACAUUGGAAGCAGCGGAAACUCUAACUCCGGUGGUUCCUCUAAUGCUGGCAACUUCUCCAGCGGGAAUGGCAGCAACGUCCAUAGUCGUAUCAACAUUUCCGGAUCGGGAUCCAGCUCCGGACCCGUAUUCUCGGGAAGUUCGAGGUCCAGUAAUCAUAGAUAUGGCCGAGACUCUACUGGAAGUAACGGGCGGAAUUCUGGAGGAGGAGGAGGAUCAGGAAGUCAGCGUGGCUCGAACAGGUACGGUAGUCAUGGAAACGCCGGUCACCAUAGUGGAAAUAGUGGCGGUAGUCGUGGGUAUAUGAGCAACGGCGGAGGACACCGAUCGUCCCUUGGCGGCGGCGGCGCCAGUGCCUCAGGAGGCGGAAGUCACCACGGGCAGGCAGGAUACCGUGGACCCUUCAGAUCUGGUCUCAACCGCAACAAUGGACGCAACGGUAACCAUGGCAACGGAGGAAUUUCCAUCUCCUCCCCUGUCAACUCAAACAUGUCGUCCUCGGGAGUUGGAGGUUCCUCCGGAAACUUCCACGACCGCAUCGGAUCAGCACCAGGCUCCUCCGGGUCUUCUGGACCAUCUGGACCUGGCCCCUCCUCCGGGAGUGCAAUUGGCUCCGUGGGUGGCUCCGGUGGGAACGGUGGUGGCGGAAAUGACUACAGCUUGGGAAUCCCUGGGAGGUACUUCGGAGGAUAUGGACACUGUUAUAAGUGCGGUCGAAGAGGUCAUUGGGCAAACGGAUGCCCAUUUUGAGACGUGAGCCGAAAGCUGAGCUUAAGACUAUUUACACAAACGAGAGUAUUACACAAACGAGAGACCAAGGCUGGUUAUUAGCCAAUGGCAGUCGAGCAAUACAGAAUCAAUACCCAUACAACUUCGUCGAAUGCUACACUCUGAUUGGUUGGAAAAAAACUCAUAGCAAAACUGAAUUCAGCACUUCAGCCUGAAACUAGACUAUACCUUAUUGUUAACUUAACAAAAACUUAAUCGAUGCAGACUUGAAGUCUAAAAAUUGUAUAAUUUUAGUUCAUUUUGAAGGCCACGCAAAAAAUGAACCCAUUUCUAAGUUUUCAGUUUAUAAAAUUAUGACAAUUUGGAAAUUGUCAGUGUGCUACUAGAAAUAAUAAAGUGUAUUAUAAAUUCUACAAAUAGAUAUUACAUAGCUUUUAGUUUGUUAUAUUUGGUUCUAGUUUAAAGUUCCCUCCCUGAAUGUUGAAUUGUGUAGGUGAGUUCGGUUUCAUUCGUACUUGAUGUUUGCUUAUU
Molecule: messenger RNA, 2466 nt
Organism: Symsagittifera roscoffensis
Lineage: Eukaryota; Metazoa; Xenacoelomorpha; Acoela; Convolutidae
Product: keratin, type I cytoskeletal 9-like
Exons: 7
Coding region: 115-1956 (613 amino acids)
Biological process (GO): protein K48-linked ubiquitination; double-strand break repair; ubiquitin-dependent protein catabolic process
Cellular component (GO): cytosol; nucleus; ubiquitin ligase complex
Molecular function (GO): nucleic acid binding; histone binding; zinc ion binding
Source: RefSeq, a predicted model, not a curated record